Messenger RNA from Drosophila busckii, 3153 nucleotides. RefSeq names its product MICAL-like protein 1 (gene MICAL-like). NCBI's taxonomy places the organism in Eukaryota, Metazoa, Arthropoda, Insecta, Diptera, Drosophilidae. The transcript has 8 exons. The record is from RefSeq and is a predicted model, not a curated record. Gene Ontology annotation, molecular function: protein binding. The coding region runs from base 42 to 2450 and encodes 802 amino acids.
UUCAAUUGCAUGUAGUUGGCGUUUUUUAAAUAUUUAUCAACAUGACAGAGCUUCGUGGCACUAAAGCAUUGGAGAUGUGGUGUCGACGUGUGACAAAAGGUUAUAACAAUGUUAACAUUGAAAAUAUGACAACAUCCUGGCGUGAUGGACUUGGAUUUUGUGCAAUUAUUCAUCAUUUCCGUCCAGAUUUAAUUGAUUUUGAUAAAUUACAAAGCUCGGACAUUUAUCAUAAUAAUGACUUGGCCUUUACAACAGCUGAAAAAUAUCUCAGUAUACCAGCCUUACUUGAUGCUGCCGACAUGGCUGCCUAUACAGUACCUGAUAGACUAUCAAUACUUACCUAUUUAUCACAGCUUUAUCAAGCAUUUAGUCAUGCUCGAGUGCCAGAUGUUGACAAAACAAAAUUGAAGCGAGAUUUCCACGAAAGCAACGAACAAAGCCAUACUUCGGACAUAAAAAUAAAGCCCGAGAUCAAUCAAUUGAAACGCAAUUGCUGUCACGAAUGCAUGCUGCCGGUUUAUUUAACGGAACGCAUAUUUGUUGAUAAACAAGUCUAUCAUCGCAAUUGCCUAAAGUGCAAGCACUGCUCAGCACAAUUGACAAUCGACAAUAUAAUUAGAAGCGAUGAUCAAAAUAUGUAUUGCUCCAAAAAAUGUUCUCAGGCGACAAUGGGUGGACUAAGUUUUAAUUAUUCAGAUGAUGAGGCUGCAUUAAAAGAUGUAAUGCACACAAAAUCCAUUGACGAACCAAAUGAUCAAAAUGCCAUUACAUAUACAGAUAUGCCAGAAAUACAGUCACAUACUACUAUUAAGGAGUCGCCUACAGAAGAAACUGUUGUUCAUACAAAAGAAUCACGUCAUAUAGCACAUUUAAAUGUACAGCUUGUACGGCAAGCGUCGCCAGUAAUAUUCGAGCACAAAAAAUACUCAGAGAUUGAUGGAAACUAUGAAGGCAAGGAAGAGCUAACUGAAACAGAAGCACCACAUAACACAGCAGUCGAUUUACCCACUGAGGAAACAACAGCUGAAAUUGAGGAUGCUGUGCAGUUAGAAGCGGAAAUUCCACAACAAUCUCCAACACUUGAAAGCUCUAGCCAUAUUAAUAUAACUUUACAUCAAGUAACUGAUGAUGAUCUCAUCGAAGCAACUAAAGAACAGCAGGAUGAUGAAUUGAAGCCUGUAUUUGACACUAGCAUAAAAACAGAGGAUAAUCUCACACUUGUGCCUGAAACUACACCCCAUGAAAUGAAAGCAGAAGACCAGAUUGAUAUUAAAGUUGAAGAUACACCAAGCAAAAUUAAAGCAAAGGAUAAUCUAAAUCCGUUUGAUAGUUCAGAUGAUGAAGUGGAGCUGGAAAAGCCAGACAAUGAUAAAUCGGUCUCCAAAUCAUCCGAGACAAUCGACGUACGGCAUAAGCGCGAGCAAGAGGUCAGUAAAAAUCCAUUUGAAAUGGAUGAUGAUGAUGAACAGUCCCCACAUAAGAAACAUGUUUACAAACGCAAUAAAAAGCCAGCUCCAGCACCGCCUAAAUCUGCGCAAAAGGAGACACAAUUAGAAAAUGAUACAACAAGCUCAAAGAGUGCUUCCUUGGAGAGGGAGAGUGCUAGAAGCGCUAUUGAACAAAUACCAACAUUACCUGCCGUUGAACGGCCACCACGCGGUCAGAAGCUAGUGCCACUGGACAAGAAACUUCUAUCCGAUAUGAAUCUUGAACAUUCAACUACUAACAUUCCAUUACAUCAUUCCUACAUAAACGAACGUCAAACAUACAAAUCGAGCAAUGAGAAGCUGUCACAACCUAAGUGGGCGCAUCGUAAAGGACCUGCCCCGCCCAUACCAAUUUCAACGCGCAGUAAACUGGACUCUAUUAAUCUGCAAGGCAUUGGCCAUGAGCUAAAUAUUAUCGAAGUGCAACAGCAGGGAUUGGAGAAGCAAGGUGUUAUUUUGGAGAAAAUGAUACGCGAGCGUUGUGAGGCAAACUCCGAGAGCAUGCACUUAAAUCCAACAAAAUUAAAAGUGUCCUCUGCGAAGAAUACAAAAGAGGUGGAGGACUUGAUAUUACAACUCUUUGAGUUGGUUAAUGAGAAAAACGAACUGUUUCGGCGACAGGCGGAGCUAGUGCAUUUGCGUAAGUUACACCGUUUAGAGCAGGAGCAAACCAACAUUGAGCAGCAGCUACGCACACUUAUAAGCCAGCCUGAUCAUAACAAGACCGAUUCGGAUAAAGCACAAGAAGAGAGUCUUAUCUCACGACUUAUAACUCUUGUAGACUUGCGCAAUAAUGUAAUAGAUUGCUUGGAAAUCGAUCGCAUACGUGAAGCUAAAGAAGAUAUGAGUAUUAAACAAACCCUGGCCGAAUAUAAUGCGGAGCGUGUUCCACCACCGCAGGCAUCGAAAUUUAAGCUGUCAAAAAAAGUAAAACUGCUGAAAAGAGACAAAAACAAAUCUUGAGUGUGUGUGCGCCAUGGUAAAUAUAAUUCACCAUACAAUGUAGUUAAUUACCUUAUAUCAAAAACAUUGUCAUACUUUGUGCUAGGCAACAAUUCUGUCGCGCUUUUGUAUGCACUCAACAAUGAGAUAGGUAAGACAAUUUUUUAUGGCGUAGCGUUUUUAGAUUCUUAUUUGCAUCUAAAUAUAAUAUUUAACUUGACAAUAGCGUAUGCAUGUCUGAAAGUAAAAUAGAGCAAUUAUAAUGUUGGCUCCGUAGAUAUGAAAUUUUUUGAAAGCAAGCGAGCACUUGGAGUGCUUAUUUUUUAUUUGGUAGUCUCGUGUCUAUUUCCUGUUUAUCUCUGACAAUUUUCUGUGAUUUCUGUUCUUAUGUUGGGUACUUAAUUUCUAUUUCAUUUAUUUUUUGUAAUACAUAUUUUAUUUGUUGUUGAUAUGCUAUGGCCAUAAAGAAUUGUUUAGCCAUAUUUACUUUCUCUGAAAUGCGAAUACAAAGUGUAAAGAUUGUUGCAUUGUUAUAUCAACGUAAUGCUGUAUAUAAACUUUAUAAUAGAGUAAUGUUGACAGCUCACAAAGUGUAUUUAAAAUAAAGCCAUAAGCCGAGCUUGUCGCUGUUCAUUCCACUUUCAUCGAAUGUAAUUUUAGUUUGCUUGCAAGAAAAAAUUUUUAUAUAUUUUUGUUUAUUGAUAAGUACCCCGCCCUACUCUUU